AUGUCAUCGAGCGUUCCCAAACCUCGGCCUCGGCCCGCCCACACCUCGGGCACCACGAGAUGCGCCUACACGACUGACGGGAGGCGCCUCGUCACCGUGGGCUCCAACAAUACCAUCCGUGUCUACAAGACGGGCUUCGAUGGCGAGCCAGCCAACAUUGACGACUGCCAGGAGCAGAACGUCGCCGUCGCCGCCGCAGAGGACUUCUUCGUCGUCGGCUCCGAAGACGGCACCGUGAGCGUCUACUCCACCGAACUUGCCACUUUCGAGCGCUUUCUCCUCCGCACUUCCCUACCCGUCCGCGACGUGGCCUUGUCCCCCGACCGACAAUGGUGCGCCGUUGCCAGCGAUGAGCUCACAGUCAAGAUUGUCGGCACCCAGGACAACGGCCAAGUCCGUACCCUCAAGGACCAUGGCCGCCCGGCCAAACACGUCGCCUUCGAUCCCAAGGGCGGCAUGCUUGCCGUCUCGUGUACCGAUGGCAUCAUAUACAUCUACUCGCUGACGGCUGACGUGCCGGAACUGAUACACAAGGUUGACGGGCUCGUCGGGUCGCUGGAUACCGACUCGGACAUCUCCGCCAAGGUCGCCUGGCACCCGGACGGCCGCGCCUUCGCCGCUCCCUCCCCGAUCCAUAACAUCCAGGUCGUGUCCAAGAACGACUGGGAGAAGCAGAGGGUUUUUGCCAACGGGCAUUUGGGUCAUGUCACUGCCCUGGCGUGGUCGCCUAAUGGUGCCAUGCUCGCGACGGCCGCCAAGGACGGCAAAAUUCUGAUCUGGGAGACCAAGACCCAGAGCGUCAUCCAGAAAGCCGACUAUGGCAAUGUCAUCGAUAUUUCCUGGCACCCUACAGAUAAUCUCAUAUCCUUCACCACCUCGGACGGCGAGGUCUACAUCUGCCCCCAAUUCGUCAACGAGCAGUUUGCCUCUCUCGUCAAGCUCCCGAAACAGCCCGCUCCUUUCAUCCACGACCCCUUGGAGGAGAUUUCCACCAUCCGUCGUCCCCUCCAGGCCGACCGGAACGGUAUUCCCGCACGACCGCGCCGGGUAUCUCUCGGCAGCCUCGAUUCAUUUUUGAAUGGCGACGACGACGACAGGGACGGCCACGGGGCUCUAGGCCUGGAUGGUGACGACCUGGACGAUUUCGUGGUCGACGACGACGGCGCAGGCUACACGACAGGCAGGAAAAGGCCCCUUGGCGACACCGACCCCUUCGACGACGGCGCAUACGGGGACCCGGCAGCGAAACGCCGCCGCCAUCUUCUGCUCAACUCGCGCUACCACGAGCCCUUCCAGCCGGGCUCGACCCCCUGGCGCGGCAACCGCAAGUACCUCUGCCUCAAUCUCAUCGGCUUCGUUUGGACCGUCGACCAGGACGGCCACAACACCGUCACCGUCGAGUUUUACGACCGCGAGCGCCACCGCGACUUCCACUUCACCGACACCUUCCUCUACGACAAGGCCUGUCUGACCGAGCACGGCGCCCUCUUCGCCUGCCCCCCCCGCGACGAGCCAGGCAGCGAGGGGAGCAUUGGCCGACACGUCCCGGCCACCCUCUUCUACCGUCCGCACGAGACCUGGACCCAGCGUCACGACUGGCGCACCGAGUUGCCCAAGGGCGAGGCCGUCCUCGCCAUGUCGCUCAGCGACUCCUUCAUCACCGUCACCACCACUGCCGGUUACGUCCGGGUCUACAGCCUGUUCGGUCUCCCUUACCGCGUCUACCGUCCCAAGAGCUCCCCCAUGGUCACCUGCGCCAGCUGGAAAGACUACGUCAUGACCGUCGGUAACGGGCCCCUGGGCGCCGAUGGCAAGGCCCGGCUCCUCUACUCCAUCCAGAACGUCAAGACGGACGUCAUCUGCCAGAAUGAGGACACUGUAGCCUUACCCGAGGGUGUUGCUCUUAAGAGCCUCUUCUGGUCCGACAGGGGGGAUCCCUGCAUCUACGACACGACCGGCACUCUCCUGACUCUCCUUCACUGGCGCCAACCCUCACGCGCCUCAUGGGUCCCGCUCCUUGAUACCAAGCUCCUCCCCCGACUCGCCUCAGGCCGCAAAUCUGAAUCGUACUACCCCAUCGCCGUGGCCGACGCCAAGUUCCACUGCAUCAUUCUCAAAGGCGGCGACCAUUACCCUUACUUCCCCCGCCCCCUCCUCUCCGAAUUCGACUUUUCCGUCCCCCUCACCUCCGGCCCGCCCAAACCUCCCCGUGCACGCGAAGGCGAAGGCGAAGACGAACACGAAAGAGAAGACCCAGAGGACGACGAAGAAGACGACCCCGACGCCGCCGAAACCCGCAAGCUGGAGCAGGACUUCCUCCUGCGCACGCUGGAGGCCGCGCAACUCCGCGACGCGGUCGAAGACGACGGGGACGGCGCCAGCGGGGGGCGGCACUCGCAACGCUCGGCCCUGGCGCGGCUCGAGCUCGAGCUCGACAAGACGCUUCUGCAGCUGUUGGCGGCCGAGUGCCGUGCCGGCGAGGAACGCGGCAUGCGAGCCCUCGAGAUGGUCGCCCUCAUGCGGGACCGCUCCGGCCGCAUGGCGCAGGCUGCUGUCAAGGUGGCCGAGCGCUAUGGGCGGACCUUACUUGGGGAGAAGAUCCGUGAGAUUGGUGAACGGAGGGCAGCCGGUGUGGACAUGGAUCAGGAUUGGUAA
This is a messenger RNA of Sodiomyces alkalinus F11, 2655 nucleotides long. RefSeq names its product minichromosome loss protein. The record is from RefSeq and is a predicted model, not a curated record. NCBI's taxonomy places the organism in Eukaryota, Fungi, Ascomycota, Sordariomycetes, Glomerellales, Plectosphaerellaceae. Gene Ontology annotation, molecular function: protein binding; chromatin binding. Gene Ontology annotation, cellular component: nuclear replication fork. The transcript has 2 exons. Gene Ontology annotation, biological process: DNA-templated DNA replication; DNA repair; mitotic cell cycle. The coding region runs from base 1 to 2655 and encodes 884 amino acids.